This is a messenger RNA of Venturia canescens, 1652 nucleotides long. RefSeq names its product isocitrate dehydrogenase [NAD] subunit beta, mitochondrial (gene Idh3b). The transcript has 6 exons. NCBI's taxonomy places the organism in Eukaryota, Metazoa, Arthropoda, Insecta, Hymenoptera, Ichneumonidae. Gene Ontology annotation, cellular component: mitochondrion. Gene Ontology annotation, molecular function: NAD binding; magnesium ion binding; oxidoreductase activity, acting on the CH-OH group of donors, NAD or NADP as acceptor. The record is from RefSeq and is a predicted model, not a curated record. The coding region runs from base 190 to 1314 and encodes 374 amino acids. Gene Ontology annotation, biological process: tricarboxylic acid cycle; isocitrate metabolic process.
GCACAUUGACACGUCUCCGAAUAUGACCGAGAAUUGUCGAAGAGUAACGAGGAAAGCUGAAGUUUAACAUGUAAUUACAAGAGGUCGCAAGCGACUGGCUGAGUGUCUGGGUACCUCGUAUCCAACUCCGAGCUUCGAGGUUCCGACUCUCGUGAAUCCGAAGAAGUGCUCCGGAUCGAUAAGGAAAAAAUGGCUCUGCUUGUAAGGAACGUCUGCAAAACUAUAUCUCAGGCAGCCCAAAAAGGAACGGUUCGAACCUUACACAUUAGUGCUGCACGUCAUCAGGAAACUUUUAUUGAACAAGAAGGCAAAACAAAAUGUACCCUCAUUCCUGGGGAUGGCGUUGGUCCUGAAUUGGUUGUGUCGGUUCAGAAUGUUUUCAAAGCUGCCAAUGUACCUGUGGAAUUUGAGCCAUACUUCCUCUCCGAAGUUAAUCCCACCCUCAGUGCACCACUGGAACAGGUGUCAAAUAGCAUUGCCAGAAAUCGUGUGUGUCUCAAGGGAAUUCUCGCAACCCCGGACCACUCGCAUACCGGGGAGCUUCAAACGUUGAAUAUGAAAUUGAGGAAUAAUUUAGAUCUGUAUUCGAACGUUGUUCAUGUUAAAUCAUUGCCGGGAGUAAAAUCGCGUCAUCAGAACGUUGAUUGUGUUAUAAUAAGAGAACAAACAGAAGGCGAGUACUCUGCGUUGGAGCACGAAUGCGUGCAUGGAGUUGUUGAGUGUUUGAAAAUCGUGACUCGCACCAAGUCGCAGAGAAUCGCUAAAUUCGCUUUCGAUUACGCGGUUAAAAAUAAUCGAAAGAAGGUAACCUGCGUUCACAAAGCUAAUAUCAUGAAACUCGGAGAUGGUUUAUUCUUGCAAUCGUGUAAGGAAAUUGCUACGCUCUAUCCUAGAAUACACUUCGAGACGAUGAUUGUAGACAACUGUACAAUGCAAAUGGUAUCGAAUCCUCAUCAGUUCGACGUUAUGGUUAUGCCAAACCUGUACGGCAACAUCGUCGAUAAUCUUGCAUCAGGACUCGUGGGUGGAGCUGGUGUUGUUGCUGGUGCGAGUUACAGCGCCGAAUGUGUCGUUUUCGAGCCGGGCGCGAGGCACACGUAUUCCGAGGCCGUAGGAAAAAACGUCGCAAACCCAACAGCCAUGCUUUUGUGCGGUGUCAAACUUCUCCAUCAUUUGAACCUUCGUCGUUACGCGGAACAAAUAAGAGACGCUUUGAACCGAGUUUUGAAUGAUGGUAAAGUUCGUACCAAAGAUCUUGGCGGUCAGAGCUCGACGACUGACUUUACUCAAGCGGUUAUCAGCAGUCUGCGUUAAGUAAAACAAUCGAUUGUUGUUUUCUCGUUCAUCCCGACGGAGACCGAAAUAAAACGACCUAAGAGUAGGUAAAAAUUAAUGAAUCUUUACGAUGCACGUAAAAAGCCAUGACGUUUUGUAUGGUUAUAGCUGUUCGCUAUUUUGUGAACACAUACAUACAGGAAUAACGGAGCUUUGCAUCGUCGGAUGAGAAGAAUUGUCGCCACCAACACUUUUUUCUUCUCAAAAGUUGAGGCUUAGACUGUAAUACUCAACUCUCUCCGUUGUACACAUAGCUCCUUGUAAAAUACCUAAAUCUGUAAAAAAAUCAAUAAAUUAUGCCAACUAUGAAUCCUUUA